Chaetomium globosum CBS 148.51 is the source of this 1596-nucleotide messenger RNA. RefSeq lists its product as uncharacterized. Bases 1 to 1596 code for a protein of 531 amino acids. The record is from RefSeq and is a predicted model, not a curated record. NCBI's taxonomy places the organism in Eukaryota, Fungi, Ascomycota, Sordariomycetes, Sordariales, Chaetomiaceae. The transcript has a single exon.
AUGGCGUCCCAACACAUUCUAGCCACGCCGCCGUCGAAAGACGCCAUCCUCAAUUCCCUCCUCGAAAUCGUCCGCGUUUACAAUGCGCACCCACCGCCCGGACGCGACGCCAUCGUCUUUGGCGCGUGCGAACUCAACGCGGAAAUGCCUCUGCUUCUCAACCCACGUAGCUCGCGCCUCGCGUGCAGGGAGCCGCCUUCCGAAUUCGAGGCCGUCAACGCCCAUUUUUCAGCCCAAGUGCAUGCUUUUUUCGACGCAUUGCACGACCUCGAGGAUACGGCAGACAAACCAUCCUCUGACAACCUAGAUCUCUGUCGUCCUGACGAAACCCUUCGGCCCGUCAUCCGUAUUUUCAACCAGUCCUUCGAUAUCUACCCCCGCUGCUACCACCGUCACUUCCACACCCGCCGCCUCACCAUCCAGAACCCGGAGCGUCUACCCCUCCUCAACCGGGUCACCUCCCUGCGUAUCCUCCCCUACCGGGCCAACAACUCGGACCCGGCCCACAGGCGACCUAUCUCACUGCGUACGCCGCUCGACCUUGCUACCCGCCUCCCCCAGCUUCGCGAGCUAGACUGUCCCUGGCUAGGGGAGCGCCUUCCCAUCGCCUUUAAAUCCGAGGCACUGCGCAUUAUUUUCCGUAUCUGGGCAGGUCCCUGGCGCGACGACCGCGCCGAGUUUGGUCGAGCUGUGCGCGCGGCUUUACCCUUGUUGUCGCCCUACCUCACUAAGGCCCGUCUUUGGUUCUGGAAGCCGAAUGCGUAUGGGGAUGGAAUGGAUCAAGCGGCGCAGAUGCCCGAUCUUGUUGGCUCGUCCCUGUCGUCCUCAGCCGACGAGUCUGAUGGUCUGGACCCUGUGUCUCUAGGUCUACGGGACCUGGGAAGUCGCCUGCAGGAACUGGACAUCUGCGCGUUUAUCACCCCGGAACUUUUCCCCGCUGGCGACGGUCUGUCAUGGUCACACAUGCGGCACCUCAAAGUAGAAUUCCACCCUUGCGCGCCCAACGGCCGCUGGUACUUUUCCGGCCCCAGAGGCGAGAAUCCCUACACAACAGGUUUCGCCAUUACGGGAGAGCAGCACUACCCGCCUGGGCAGGAAGACGACGACGAAACGCACCAGUUGCUGUCCGACGAGGAGGAUGAGUACUGGGGCGACGAGGGUAUAUACAAUACCCGCCAGCCCGAUAUGUUCCGUAUACGCCCUAUCGCGGAGCAUAUCAAGCCUUUGCUCUUGGCGUUUGCCUUGUCUCUACAACGGCAAAAGAUGCCCUCUCUUCAGGAAGCCGAGCUGUUUACGUGGCUUACGUGGCGGCCCUCGAUGGAGCGGUGGGAAGAGUAUGAAGGGAGUGAUGAGGUACCGCCAACUUCGGAUGAGGAAGAUACCGUGAUGUUUCGAUGGGGGGUGAGAUACGAGGCGCCUGCCGUUGGUGGGGAUGAGAAAGGAAAGGUGACGUGGCAGGUUGGUGAGGACUGGAGGCCGGAUGACGAAAUCAUCCAGGCAUUUGGGGAUCUCGUGGGUGGCGGCGGGGAGAAUAUGGAGUGGAAAGGGUUUGAGUUCCUGGAGAGGAGGAACCAGAAUUCGAGUGUCUAUGUGUGA